AGGAGGAGCAGAUAGAGAUGAGGUCGCGGACGGAAGGAGCAACAAUGCGGAGAAAGGACAUGGAACAUUGAGCAUCCCACAUGUCGGUUCGGUCAUUUUGGUCGAGGCGCAAUGGCUUGCGCAAGUGGGGAGCGAGACUGGCGCAGGAUUUGCCCAUGGCGACCCUCUCGAUUGGCGGCAGAGCUCGACUGAAGGGACGAUGCAUGCGUGCAGGCUUCCCUGGCUUUCUCAUCUCAUCUGCCACAGCCAUCAAAAUCACCCACAUCCCCUCUAAACACAUUGAAUCCACUGAUCUGUCGUUGCUUGGCUCCGAUGACCCAGCCGUCGUCGAUAACCUUGUGAAGCAGGUUAAACAGGCCAUUCUCGAUGAUGGCUUUCUGUUCCUCGAGAAUUAUGGCGUUUCCUUGGAGCAGCUCCACCGUCAAUUCGCGCUUGCACAGUAUCUAUACAACAACAACAUCAGCCAUGAGGACAAGGAACGCCUCCUUUUCAACCCUGAAACCGGUAUAUGGUCCGGUUACAAGUAUCCGUAUGGAUUCAAGCGCCACCAUGGACCUCCUGAUGGCAUUGAGCAAUUUAACUGGUACAAGCCAGACUGGGAAAAUAUCGACCCGCUGGUCAUCAACAUUGGCGAUACCCUGGAGAUUGUCUCUGGCGGUCAUUUCAAGGCCACUCGCCACCGCAUCUUCAGGCCGCCGGCAGAUCAGUUGCACGAGGAGCGCCUGUCACUGGUGCUGUUCAACAGCUCCGUUGGCGAGCUGCGUAUGCAGCCUGCAAAAGAAUCACCCCUCAUCCAACGGAAGGGCUGUGUUGAUGGUCAAGGCGUCUACCAGGAAUUCAAGAACCGCACCGAACAAGGCAAACUUGUGCCCACCAAUCGCCAGUGGCGCGAGAUCCAGAUUGCUACGGCUACGGAUCCAACGGAUACGGAACGCAACCGAGUCGGUGCUCAUCAAGUCAUCGUCAACGGUAAGAUCAUGCAUCAACGAGAGUACAUGGGCGUCAAAGUUGUUCUGCCCGUGUGA
Molecule: messenger RNA, 1025 nt
Organism: Phialemonium atrogriseum
Lineage: Eukaryota; Fungi; Ascomycota; Sordariomycetes; Cephalothecales; Cephalothecaceae
Exons: 7
Coding region: 81-1025 (314 amino acids)
Source: RefSeq, a predicted model, not a curated record